Nematolebias whitei (Rio pearlfish) is the source of this 1797-nucleotide messenger RNA. It is a transcript of the gene ttyh2, whose product is annotated as tweety family member 2. Lineage: Eukaryota; Metazoa; Chordata; Actinopteri; Cyprinodontiformes; Rivulidae. Gene Ontology annotation, cellular component: plasma membrane. Bases 118 to 1722 code for a protein of 534 amino acids. The record is from RefSeq and is a predicted model, not a curated record. Gene Ontology annotation, molecular function: volume-sensitive chloride channel activity; intracellularly calcium-gated chloride channel activity. The transcript has 14 exons.
GUUUGUUGUUGCCGCCUUUGUUUGAUGUGAGGCUUCAUUAAAAGGCACGCGCGCUUCCGGACGGACUGAGAAGCUAAUUAGGAACUUUUUUUUAAUUUUAUUUUGCCCGGGGACGGGAUGUCUUUAGUCCGAGUGGACUACAUUGCGCCCUGGUGGACUUACUGGCUUCACAAUUUCCCUCAUAUCAACUUAAGGUUUCAAGGCACGGACAAAAGCUUCCAGCCUGAAGAUGAGGACUACCAGCAGUCUCUCAUAUUUCUGGGAUGUGUGGCAGCUGCGGGCCUCGGCCUCAACCUUCUGUGUUUGGCCAUCUACCUGAGCUGUUUGUGCUGCUGCAGCAAAGACGAAGACGAGGAAAGCAAGAAGCCCAACUCCUGCUGUGUCACCUGGUCGGCUGUCGCUGCUGGUCUUAUCACAUGCAUCGCAGUGGGUGUGGGUUUCUAUGGCAACAGUGAGACCAAUGAUGGCGUUUACCAGCUGACCUACUCCUUGUACAACGCCAAUCACACACUGGGUGGAGUGGACAGUCUGGUGACUGGCACCAUGGGCAACAUGAGGACCGGUCUGCACCAGCACCUCGCAAGGCUGGAUGAGAUCUUCGCCACACGGGGCGACUACGUGCAGACCCUGCAGUUCAUGCAGCAGAUGGCCGACAACGUGAUCAAACAGCUGCUGGGCCUGCCCGACUGGGACGUGUCUAAAGUGGACCUGGCGUCCAUCGCUGAUCAAAUGGCAAACAUAGAAUAUUACAGGUGGCUGACCUAUCUGCUGCUGCUCAUCCUGGACCUGAUCAUCUGCCUGCUGGCCUGUCUGGGACUGGCCAAGCAGUCCCGGUGGCUGCUCACCACGAUGAUGGUGUUUGGAGUCCUGACGUUGAUCCUGAGCUGGACGUCUCUGGGAGCUGACCUGGCCACAGCUGUGGGCACAAGUGAUUUCUGUGUGUCGCCUGACAAGUACAUCAUGAGUCAGACAAAAGGGAUCAUCACCGCCGAUAUCGUUCACUACUACCUUUACUGCAACCAGACUCUCUCUAAUCCCUUUCAGCAGCCUCUAACCAUCUUCCAGAGGUCUCUGACCACCAUGCAGAUCCAGAUUCAGGGCCUGCUGCAGUUCGCCGUGCCUCUGUUUCCCACAGCCGAGAGAGAUUUACUGGGUAUCCAGCAUUUGCUGAACUCCUCCGAGGCCAGCCUGCAUCAGCUCACCGCCCUGCUGGACUGCAGGGGGCUCAACAAGGACUACCUGGAUGCAAUGGUGGGGGUGUGCUAUGACGGGGUGGAGGGUGUUCUGUACCUCUGCCUCUUCUCCAUCCUUGCAGCCUGUGCCUUCACUGUAAUGCUGUGCGCUGUUCCCAGGGCAUGGAGACAAAUUGCCAGCAGAGAACGGGAUUACGAUGACAUUGACGAGGAGGACCCGUUCAAUCCCCGAGCGAGAAGGAUGGACUCCCAGAACCCCAACCACGCCAACAUGCACAGCUUCUGCAGCUACAGCAGCAGCAUGGGCAGCCAGACCAGUCUGCACCCGCCCGCCCCCACCGUCUCCAACGGCCCCAUGUCUGAGUACAUGAACCAAACGGCUCUUUUUGGAGGAAACCCGCGGUAUGAAAACGUGCCUCUGAUAGGACGAGGCUCCCCACCCCCCUCGUACUCUCCCACUAUGAGGGCCACCUACCUGUCCAUGACCGAAGAACAAAGUAGACACUUUGGAGGGGACUUCCAAGCAUAGACUUCUUUACUUGUCGAAGGUUGGAAGCAGCGUCACUUUCCCUCAAAAAGCAGGACUUUGUGGCUGUGAGAAGUA